AUGGAAUCGCAGCCAAAGCCAAACCACGGCAAGAGGCCCUUCAAGCAGUCUCACCAGGGCGCCAAGAGGAGCCAGAAGAAAGCCCGAAAGAGAGAGCGGGAUAUGAAGAAUGGGUCCGCCGAGGAAGUUCUCGGAUUCGACGUACGAAGUCUGCUCGACUCACUUAACCAGCCCGAGGAGCAUGCCAGUGGCAAUGGGGACGCUGCAAGCGCCGAGGAGACCUUGCCGGAGCAAGGGUCUGAGAUCGAAGUUGAUGUUGUCGAGCUCGCAUCCACGGGGGACGCCUUGGCGUUGCAGAAGGGAUCGAAACGCAUAUAUGUGCUUCCAUUCGCUGUUCCUGGUGACACUGUCAAGGUCAAGGUGUAUCGCCACCUGAAGGAGGAGCAAUACACCGUGGCCGAUUUCAUUUUCGUGGUCAAGCCGUCAGUUUUGCGGGAUGACAGCCGAGUCGGUUGCAAGUACUUCUCUACGUGCUCCGGAUGCCAGUUCCAGAUGUUGGAUUAUGCCGAACAGCUACACUUGAAGAAGAGAAUCGUGGAGAAGGCUUUUAAGAACUUCUCCCAACUCCCACCGGAGCUCAUUCCCACCAUUCAAGAUACGAUAGGCAGCCCUCUGCAAUACGGAUACCGGACCAAGCUCACCCCUCAUUUUGAUGGACCUCAGGGCUGGCGCAAGAGCAAAGCACCUUUUGAGAAGCGGCCUGACAUUGGAUUUAUGCCAAAAGGCAAACGCUCGACGAUGGAUAUUGAGGACUGCCCGAUCGGAACCGACGCCGUUCGGAUGGGUAUGAAAUCGGAGCGCGAAAGAAUGGAUGUCGAGUUUAACAAGUACUCUCGCGGCGCAACCAUCCUCCUCCGUGAGAGCACUGCGCGGACUACUAAAGACGCUUCAUCCUUGGCCGAACGAGAAACCCCACCCAAUGCCGUCAGGGUUGAGACAGAUGGCUUCGUCGACCUGAAGACAUGCGUGACAGACAACAACGCCACGUCAACCGAGUAUGUUGGCGAUUACGUCUUUCACAACCCAGCCGGUUCCUUCUUCCAGAACAACAACUCCAUCCUCCCCGAAUUCACCGACUACAUCCGGCAACACAUCCUUCCCACCUCGCCAUCCACACCCAUCAAGUACCUCAUCGAUGCAUACUCGGGUUCCGGUCUCUUCACCAUCACCUUGUCCGCUCUCUUCCAAGGCAGCACGGGCAUUGAUAUAUCCGACAAGUCCAUUGAGUUUGCCCGAAAGAAUGCCCAAGCCAACAACCUGCCCGAGUCCCAAGCCAACUUCAUUGCUGCCGAUGCAGGAGAACUUUUCAAGAGCGUGAUGUACAAUGCCGACGAGACCGUCGUCGUUCUGGACCCGCCUCGCAAGGGUUGUGAUGCCGACUUCUUGGGUCAGCUGCUGAGAUUUGGGCCCAAGAGGGUUGUCUACGUUAGCUGUAACGUGCAUACACAGGCCAGAGACAUCGGCGUCCUGGUCAGAGGAGAGGCUGGGAAUGCAGAAGGGAAGAUUGAUGGCCCGUCUGGCACGAGGUACGAGAUGGAGAGUCUUCGAGGAUUCGAUUUCUUUCCGCAGACUGGACACGUCGAGGGCGUUGCCGUGCUGAAUCGGGUUGAGGCCCCCGAAAUCGGUGCCUCCGUAGAGAAGGUGGCCGAGUAG
Anthostomella pinea is the source of this 1653-nucleotide messenger RNA. Lineage: Eukaryota; Fungi; Ascomycota; Sordariomycetes; Xylariales; Xylariaceae. The record is from the annotation of a GenBank genome assembly.